AUGCGCCGGACUGUGAGGGCCCUUGCAGGUAUAAGUGGGAUGGCGGUGUACACGCCACCGUGCCGUGUUGCUCUUAAGGACUGGUGUGACUGGACUGGAAACGACUGGAAGAAAGUAUCGAAUGUUGUUGGGGAGUCUUUUCGCAUUCCAGGCCAUAACGAGAACGCAUACACCAUGGCGGCAACCGCAACACUCCGUCUUAUCCUUAACUACGAUGUUGACCCCGCACGUAUCGGUUUCCUGGGACUGGGAACAGAGAGCAGCACGGAUAAUUCUGCAGGCUCCAUUAUUGUGCGAGGAAUGGUUGACAAGGCCUUAAAGGAACUUGGUUUGCCGCGCAUCUCUCGGCACUGCGAGGUGCCAGAGUUUAAGCACGCUUGCCUUGGCGGUGUGUAUGCACUAAAGAGUGCCACUCGCUACUCGGAGGUUGAUGGUGGGAAUGAUAAGGUGGCCAUCGUCGUGGCGUCCGACAUUGCAGAAUACGCAUUGGGCUCAACAGGUGAACAGACGCAAGGUGCUGGCUCUGUGGCCAUGUUGGUGGAAAAGGUACCACAGUUGGUGGAGUUGGAUACUAAAUGUUCUGGCUCCGCCUCUGACUACCGUGGACCCGACUUCCGCAAACCAUUCAGGCGUCAUUUCAUUAAAGAAUAUGGCAGCAACACGGAGCACGGUAAGAUUCCAGACUUCCCCGUUUUCUCUGGACCCUACAGCACGAUGGUGUACCUCGAAGAAGUCACUAUGGCUGUGGAAAACAUGCUGGGCAAACUGAAGCAAAAUCCUGGGGACUACUAUAACUCUGUUUCUGCAUUAUUUUUCCACCGUCCAUACAACAUGAUGCCGAUUCAAGCAAUGUCCUUCCUGUACGUCCGUGGACUGGCGCGUGCUACCUCAGCCGAACACAAGAAAUACUUUGAGGAGCUCUGCUCAAAGGCCAAGGUGGAACCUGCUGCGGUGCAGACGGAACUUGAUAUAAUUCCCGACUACUUUGGCAUGAUUGAGUCAGGACAGGAGCCCAAGGACGUUUUUGGUGCCACCAAUAAGGUCGCCAAGGCCGUCCGUGCGGACAAGGAUUUUUCUUCUUUGCUCAGCAGAAAGAUGAGUCUGGGAAGCUCAGCAAUGGCAAACUUUGGUAAUCUUUACACCGCAUCCCUCCCAUGCUGGAUCGCUGCCGGUUUAGAGGAGGCCUACAAUAAGAAACAAGACAUUACAAAUCACCCAAUGGUGAUGGUUGGCUACGGCUCCGGUGACGCGAGUGAAGCGAUCCCAAUUGUUCCAGUAAAAGGGUGGGAAGAAGCCGCUUCAAAGAUUAACGUUGCAGCAGCAUUGGAAAAACCUGUGAACCUCACACGAGAGCAGUACGAGGGGAUGCAUAAUGGAUCUCUUAAGAGUGAUCUUGCAGCAGAAAAUCGUCAAAAAGAAUUUGUUGUUGCUCACAUCGGAAGCCGAAACGACAUGGCCUUCCAAGACAUUGGUAUUGAGUACUACCAGUUUGUCCAUUAG
Trypanosoma cruzi is the source of this 1500-nucleotide messenger RNA. RefSeq lists its product as uncharacterized. The record is from RefSeq and is a predicted model, not a curated record. Gene Ontology annotation, molecular function: hydroxymethylglutaryl-CoA synthase activity. The transcript has a single exon. Lineage: Eukaryota; Euglenozoa; Kinetoplastea; Trypanosomatida; Trypanosomatidae. The coding region runs from base 1 to 1500 and encodes 499 amino acids. Gene Ontology annotation, biological process: acetyl-CoA metabolic process.